UGUACUGAACUAUGGCUAACAUUUGUUUGUUUUCUAUAUUCCUGGUUCUGUUAUCAUUUUUCAAAAAUGUUGUAUGUGAAGAUCAAGUAAUGGUUCAUACUUUUGAAUAUAUUUUACACGAUUACGCAAAACAAUGGAUAGUUGAGCUUACAUAUGAAUUCAAUGAACAAAAUAAUUUGGAAGACUCGAGGAAAACAGUAAUGAAGGCAAUUGAUCAAAACUGGGCACCUGUGAUGGCCAUUCCAUUUUGCGCGCCUGUUGGGAAACGAGAUCCUGUUUUAAUGAAUCCAAUAGAAAAAGUUAAAGAAAAUGUGGAAAUAUUUGUCAAUUAUCGUGAUGCUCUGAAGACAUACUCUGAUAAAGUUCUGGAGAAAUCAAUUAGUUUGGGACUUUUCGAAUAUUCUGAAAUCGAAAAAAUUCGCGAACUGUUUUGGGAAGUCGAAAUGCGUAGUUCACAAACUUUGGUGGGAUUCAAAAACUUUCAGAAAUGCUUUUUUCGAAAAAUUGCCGAAAAUUAUUCAUCAGAAGUAGCACAGAAGUUUGAAGAUUUAUCUGAAGAAGUGAUCGAAUCGGAUUUUUUUCUAAAAACACAACUGCAUAAUGAAAAUGAAUUGAUAAAGUUCUGAUUGUAGAAUGAAAAUAUUUUAUUU
This is a messenger RNA of Caenorhabditis elegans, 650 nucleotides long. RefSeq lists its product as uncharacterized. The coding region runs from base 12 to 626 and encodes 204 amino acids. The transcript has 4 exons. NCBI's taxonomy places the organism in Eukaryota, Metazoa, Nematoda, Chromadorea, Rhabditida, Rhabditidae. The record is from RefSeq and is marked reviewed.